GUUUGCCCUUUAAUUGCAGAGCUCAGAUCUCCGUCGCAUCAACUUCCAGGAGCGGGCAGCGGGCGCCGACGGGAGUAUCAGUCCCUCCCGCCCAGGGACUGGGUCAGGCAGCUGCGGCGUUCAGCGUUCUCCCGCACCGUCGCCAUGGGCGGCUCGGCCUCCAGUCAGCUGGACGAGGGCAAGUGCGCCUACAUCCGAGGGAAAACUGAGGCUGCUAUCAAAAACUUCAGUCCCUACUACAGUCGCCAGUACUCUGUGGCUUUCUGCAAUUAUGUACGCAGUGAAGUAGAACAGCAAAGAGAUUUAACAUCACAAUUUUUGAAGACCAAGCCACCAUUGGAGCCUGGAACAGUUUUGUAUGAAGCAGAGCUAUCACAGUUUGCUGAGGACAUAAAGAAAUGGAAGGAGAGAUAUGUUGUGGUUAAAAAUGACUUUGCUGUGGAAAGCUAUGAGAACAAAGAGGCCUAUCAGAGAGGAACUCCCCCUAAAAGCCGAAUUCUUCCAGCUGGUGGCAAGGUGUUAACCUCAGAAGAUGAAUACGGUUUAUUAUCUGAUCGGCAUUUCCCAGACCCUAUUGCGUCCAGUGAGAAGGAGAACACGCAGCCCUUUGUGGUCCUGCCCAAGGAAUUCCCAGUGUACCUGUGGCAGCCAUUCCUCAGACAUGGCUACUUCUGCUUCCAGGAUGCCGCUGACCAGAAGAAGUUCAGUGCUCUCCUGAGUGACUGCAUCAGACAUCUAAAUCAUGAUUAUAUGAAGCAGACGACAUUUGAAGUCCAAGCCUUUUUAGAAGCUGUGCAAUUCUUCCGACAGGAGAAGGGACACUAUGGCUCGUGGGAAAUGAUCACUGGGGAUGAAGUCCAGAUCCUGAGUAACCUGGUGAUGGAGGAGCUCAUGCCAACCCUUCAGACAGACAUCCUGCCUAAAAUGAAGGGGAAGAAGAAUGACAGAAAGAGGGCCUGGCUCGGUCUCCUCGAAGAGGCCUACAACCUGGUUCGGCAUCAAGUUUCAGAAGGAUUAAGUGCAUUGAAGGAGGAAUGCAGGGCUCUGACGAAAGACCUGGAAGGCACCAUCCGUUCAGACAUGGAUCAGAUUGUGAACUCAAAGAACUUUUUAAUUGGAAAGAUCAAAGCGAUGGUGGUUCAGCCAGCAGACAGAAGUUGUGCAGAGAGUGUGCAGCCAUUCCUGGCAUCCAUUCUGGAGGAGCUCAUGGGACCGGUGAGCUCAGGAUUCAGUGAAGUACGCUCACUCUUUGAAAAAGAAGUGGAUGAACUUAACCAGAACUUUCAGACCACCAAAGACAGUGCCCAGCUAAAGGAGCAUCUAGACCGGCUUAUGAAUCUUCCAUUGGAUUCCGUGAAGAUGGAACCUUGUUAUAGUAAAGUCAACCUGCUUCAGGAGCACCUGCAGGAUCUCAAGAGCCGCUUCAGAUUCCCCCACAUUGACCUGGUGGUCCAGAGGACGCAGAACUACAUGCAAGAGCUAAUGGAGAAUGCGGUAUUCACUUUUGAGCAGUUGCUUUCCCCACAUCUCCAAGGAGAGGCCUCCAAAACCACAGUCGCCAUCGAGAAGGUUAAGCUCCGAGUCUUAAAGCAAUAUGAUUAUGACAGCAGCACCAUCCGGAAGAAGAUAUUUCAAGAGGCGCUGGUUCAAAUCACACUUCCCACCGUGCAGAAGGCACUGGCGUCCGUGUGCAAACCGGAGCUUCAGAAAUAUGAGCAGUUCAUCUUUGCAGAUCACACCCAUAUGAUCCAUGUUGAAAAUGUCUAUGAGGAGAUUUUACAUCAGAUCCUCCUUGAUGAAACUCUGAAAGUGAUAAAGGAAGCUGCUAUCCUGAAGAAACACAAUUUAUUUGAAGACAACAUGGCCUUGCCCAGUGAAAGCGUGUCCAGCUUAACUGAUCUAAAAACUCCUGCAGGGUCAAACCAGGCCAGCCCUGCUAGGAGAGCCUCAGCCAUUCUGCCAGAAGUUCCAGAUAGUGAGAUCCUGAGUAACGAGGUAUUCCAGGAGUCGGGGGAAAAGAAACAGCCAGGGGUCCCUAGUCCAUUGGCCAAAGGAGAAAGCCUUUGUUUCCCUGUGCCCAGCCCGACCCCAGAUGGGGACAGGCAGGUCAUCAUUUCAAGCACAGAUGACCCUGUUGUGAAUCCUGUGGCUGCAGAAGACACAGCAGGAGCCCUGGGCAAACACUCCUCAGAGCUGGAGUUUGGAGAGACUCAUGAGGGCCAAGAGCCCACCCAGGAAAAGCCAGAGCCCACCUCCGCCUUGGGCUCCUUGAAAGAGCUCAGAAAUUUGUUGACGGUGACCACUGAAGUACCAGCGGAAUCUGCCACGCCUGAGAUCGAAAAAGAUACAAGUAAGGAGACGCUUGUUCCCCAAGAAAUUGAAAAAGAAGAGGAAACGACCCAGAUCUACACAGAGACCAAUCAAGCAGCUGCUUCUAGUCAGGUCAACAGCGAAGAAAGUGAGGUCAGUGAGAGGGAGGCCCAUCCUCCCUCUCCCGAGGCUGAGGCUGGUGGGGUAGAGUUGGGGGCAUCUCCAGAGGCUCAGCCAGCCUGGGGGGUGCUCAGCGAGGGCGCCAGGGGCCCAGGCCCCUUAGAGGAGCCAGCGGAGGCCGGGGAGCCCACGGAGAGGGAGCUCACGGCGGGGUCUUCCGGACUGGAUGCCCUUGAAGGAGGAGGGCCCAGGUGCGCUGUGGAGGCUGAGGCUGUGCCCCAAGAAGUUUGCAAGUUAAGUUCUGACCCCGUCAGCCCCAGUGAGAGCCAGGUUUCUCUGGAAGAAGAGUCGGUGGGAGGGAGUCGCAGCACAGCCCAGGCUACCGCUAGCGUGGAGGCAAAGGAGAGUAAGGCCGCCCGCGUUCACGAGUGUCAGUGGGUGGUUGAGAGUGACGCAGACACCUAUAGCCUAGAUUCACAGAGAGAAGAUCCCCCAGCGCAGCCCUCGGAGGAGUGAAACGGACAAUUUGCCAAAAGUCUUUCUUUGAACAAACUCAGCCAAAAGGAUACAGCUCAAGGAUACACUUAGGGGUUGCCUGCAGUUUGUUACCAGAACAAAAAGAAAAAAAAAUUAUCAAGUACUUCCUUAAUUUGUGUAAUGAAGGUAGAGGGAAUGCGCGUAGAGCAUGAGCGCUGAGGCAAACCUUUGUGCAGUGGAACUGUUCUGCCAUGAAUUACUGCUUUAGCAUUUUGACAGGAAUUACAAAGGUAACGGAGUGUGUGGGGUGAGAGGCAGCUGAGGGUGUCCCGGGAGGGAGGGUGCUGCGGAGAAGACAGUCGGAGCGUUCUGCACAUUCUCUUCUAAUGCACUUCAAGGCUUCUGAAGUUUUUGUAAGAAUGCAAAGGCAUGCAGUAAAUGCAGCUUUGCCGUCUGCUUACUAUACCAGCCUCACGGUCUCUUAAGGACUCAGCAUUAGUCCACAUUCAGGCUGCAAGAAAGGGGGCUGGUGAACGUCAGUCCCCCCUGCUGUGUGCAGCCCCACAGAGCCUGAGAGAUCAUGCCCGAGACAUCUCAGGGGAAGCUGAGCAGAAACGGAGGAAGGUUGUGGUCUGUGCAGCUGUCUGGGCCUCUUCCCAAUUGUGCUAUCAAUUUCUUACUAAUUAAUCUUGUUAAUUCUUAUAAAUUAAUCACUUUCUGGAGAAAAUCAGAUGAGACGAGGAAAUUUCCUGGGCAUGUUUAAGCCUGAAAACAUUCCAAAUUAGCCUUAGACUGUGCAGAGAAAGAGCUUAGCUGAAUUAUCGAACAUAAAGCCUACCAAUUAAACAGACAUCAUUUGAACAGCUAUUCUAGGCCACAUGCUGUGUUAGGCACAGUCACAACAACAACAAAAAAAGAAAGAAAGAAAAAAAUGAAAAGAUAAGGUGCUUGUCUAGUAUAAAUUAAAAGGCCCAAAGGAAUUUAAUCUAAAAGGAAAAAUAUGACAACUUUCUGUCUUUCCAUUGAAACAGUCCUGGUUUCUUCUCAGGAGGGAAUGAAGUGAAUAAAAUGAAUUAAAAAAGAAGAAAAGAGGGAAAGAAAAGGGAAUGAGAAAGGAAGAAGGAGAGAGAGAGAAAAAAAAAACAAGCUAUAGAUCAUUAAAUUCCAAAGAUGUUACCAGAAAUGGAAAUUAUUUGUUCAGUUGUUCGGCAAGUUGAAUCUUGUUAUGUCCCAGGUGCUGGGAUACUGUGUUGGAAAUGCCUGCUCCUUUCUCCCAGAACUUACACUUCAAUGGAAAUAGACGGAAAUACGUCUUCUAAAUGGAUCUUGACCUUUUCCUGUUAAUGUUAAAGGUGGAAUGGACUUACUUGUAAAAGAUUUAAAAGAUGUGUCCUCUUGUCCUUCAGAAAAAUACCAGAUCAUUUCCUGAAAGCUUUAGUCCCAGUUCCACAUCUUGAAGUUUCCUUCCACAAAUUUUAAUAUUAGAUCCCAAGCUCUUGUCCUAAGAGCUUGUUCUGAUCAUCAGCAGCAAGUAGUUUAUAUCAGUUUUUUAAAGAAUGUGUCCCAUAGUUUGACCAUUUAACCAGGAAUUAAAAUGUCUCCCUCUCCACCUCUCCAUGAAGAAUUGCUUGGAUUUCUAGGUAAUAAGGGAUGAAAAAUAAUCAGUGACAGUAUACUCUCAUAUUGAAUUGUUUCAACUUCUUUUGCAGUGUUUAGAUCCUCACGUUUGUGAAGGAUCUCAUCGUAGGUAAGGAAGGUGGAGGUCACUCCUCCCCUGGUCCCCGCGGUGCCCGUGCUCACUCAUGUCCUUGCGUUUGGCUCAGAAUAUUACAAUUAUGUUUACUUCCUGUCUCUCCAGGGGCUCCUUCCUUCAAGGACAGACACUAGGGUUUAGUCAUCCUGUGUACUUCCUGCACACACAGCCUUGAAUAAUGGCUCCCUGCCUUCUCAAGUCCCUUGAAUAUCCCUAGUGCCUAACAAGGAACUGCUUGUGUCCCGCUGCUCAGGAAAUGUGAGAACUGAUCACCCACCACACCGCUGUGCCGGGGCUAUUUGGGGCUUGCUGUCAGGCAAGGAGAUGUUUUUACUUGGGCUUUCUGCCCUUGGGGAGUCUUCUCUUAAAUCAAGUCCAAAGUCCAAGGGGCAGGUGGCCAGAUGGUCCAAUGUGCUGCCCGGUAAGGCCAGGAGCCAAAGGAGCAGUACCCAGCCUCUCCAAGGAGUGCCCUUCUCUCCGGGAGAAUUGUGACAAGCAAGCGAGGAGGUCAGGGCCCAGGCUGAGCCCACACCGGAGCUUCCCAGCUUCCUCCCUUUGCUCACUUCGGGGCUUUUGGCGCACCUUGGAAAGCUAAGAGGUUUUUCCAACCCUAAAUGAGAGUACCUGUCACUUCAUUGGAUGGAUGAACAUCAGUCAGUGCCCUCCCUUUACCCAUCCGUAGACCAGAGGCGACCAGACACCAAGUGGAAGGAUGUAGCUGAGAACACAAGGAAUUUUUCUGUACAUAUUUCACAAAAGACGAGUCCACUAGAUUAAGUCCGAUGAUUGUUCCAUUUGAAGAUGGAACAGGAAAUUAAAGUGCAUUAAAAUUUCCUUAUUUGUUUUAACAUGUUGAGUGGAAUAGCUUCAUAGUACCAUGAGUUUGUCUUGCUUUUAAUACAGACUUAUCUGUAUUGCUUCAGUGGUUUCCAGGUUGGAGCAAGGUUAUUGUGAUUUAAAUGGGCAGCGCGAAAAGCCUCUGCAGGCUGCUCUGGGGAUCUCUCUUAUGGGCAAAUCAUUUGAAAUGCAUGAAACCUCAAGACAUGGUCUUCAGCAAAAAUUCCAUGACUUUAGUUAUGUUACUAUUGACUUUUCACAAAGAAAGAAUAUUUUCCUUGAAAAAUAAUUAGCUUGUCAUUUUUUUCCUUUGCAGCUUAAAGACAGUAGUGCCUUGCAUUAUGCAGAGUAAACUCUUUUCCAAAAAAAAAACGUAUUUUAGAGACCACAAGGACAAGGUUCCAGUUUGUCCAAAAGCUUUAUAAAGAGGCUGAGUGUGAAGAACUACAGGUCUUCAGGUUCGAUCUUCUACAUUUUAUUACAGAGAUUCUCAAGUCUGGUUUUGUAACCCUCAGAUUGGAGCCAGUGAUUUCAAAGGGUUCCACAAUUCUCUCAGACAAGUGAUUUUAUUUCUUUAUAAAAAGCGAUAAGUGAUAUAUGCUACAUAGCAAUUUUAAUUUGGGGAAGAGAAGGACAUCACUGACUAAAACAAUAAUACGAUUUCACUAGGUAAAAAAGUUGGCUACAUGUGCCUUCUUACUUUACCAUAAACAAAUGGGUUUUACGAUUUGCCUUCUGAAGUCUGCAACCUCAGCAAAGAAAUCUACACUGUGGAUUGAUUUUUCUGGUCACUAUAGAAAGUAUAUAAACUUAAAACACUUUGUAACAACAUAUUUACCCUGCCAAGUGCCUAUAUUGCAAUAAAAUGUUUGUCCUUGAAGAA
This is a messenger RNA of Mesoplodon densirostris (Blainville's beaked whale), 6380 nucleotides long. It is a transcript of the gene NIBAN1, whose product is annotated as niban apoptosis regulator 1. The record is from RefSeq and is a predicted model, not a curated record. Lineage: Eukaryota; Metazoa; Chordata; Mammalia; Artiodactyla; Ziphiidae. Bases 145 to 2946 code for a protein of 933 amino acids. The transcript is spliced from 14 exons.